AGUAACCGCUUUUAUCAGGGCGGCACACAAAAGUGCAGUAAAAUGAAUACGGUCAUCAAGUUUUUUGAUAGACAAUAUGGUUACGCAUCAUCGACGUCAUAUGAUUCAGUGUUAACGCGCCUGGCUGUUCAUGAGCAGGACAGCUGGAAAGGCAUUAGUCCUUCCGUGCUGACCGCGGAUUUCAAUCCUGCCCCGCCGAUUUUGGCAGCUAAAUUCGCAAAAUGUGAAGGAUACGAACAUAUUUUGGCUAUCGCUAAUGAAGACGGCAAAGUGGCAAUUCAAGACACUGAUUUGUCCAAUAAGGAACCGGGAGGGGAACGUGCGCUGGAAGGAGAGCAGUGUCAUUUGAAUGCGGUGUUCGAUAUUGAAUGGAUGCCGGGCGAUAUGAAGCUGGUAUCUGCUUCCGGCGAUCACACAGCGCGGCUGUGGGAACUGACAGAAUCACAGCUUGUAAGCAGUCAGGUUUUCAAUGGCCAUUCGCGGUCCGUAAAGACGGCUGCUUUUCGACGAACCGAUCCGGCAGUUUUUGCCACCGGAGGGCGGGACGGUGUAAUUGUGUUAUGGGACAUACGAGCACAGCUCGGUUCAAAUUUGGCUCCAAGAGCUGACAGUUGCAUCUUUAGUGGUCAUGCCGGCGGUCCCGGAACGCCUUCGGCAUACCGUAAGCGAACUAGAGCGACACCAAAGAUACCGCCGAAUGGAUGCAGUAGUAGUAUAACAGGACUCGCGUUUCAGGAUGACAACACUCUAAUUUCAUGCGGCGCUGGCGAUGGUAUAAUUAAGGUUUGGGAUGUUCGGAGGCAUUACAGCAGUCACAAUCGAGAACCGCUACCAAAAUACAGUUUCCCGUAUGCUGGAACAACGACCCUGAAAGGGUUUACAAACCUUCUAAUCGAUGCUACGCGAAAACGGCUUUAUGUGAAUUGCAUGGACAAUCACAUUUACUGUUAUAACAUUUCUAGUUACGCUACGGAACCUAUUCAACGAUACAGUGGUUUCAAGAAUGGAACCUUCUAUAUUAAGUCAUAUUUAAGUCCGGACGGACAAUAUUUAAUAAGUGGAUCAAGUGAUGAAAAGUGUUACAUCUGGAAUGUGAGCAGUUCGAGCCCAUUAGUUCGUCUGAAUGGUCACACGGUUGAAGUGACUAGUGUUGCCUGGAUGCAGUCGCAUAGAGAUAUUCGGAUAGUGACUUGCAGUGAUGACGCAAGGCAUAAAAUCUGGAGAAUCGGACCUGAGCAUAUCGAAUCCGAUGAGAAAUUGAACUACAAGGGAGAGGCCGAAUAUUGCGAGAAAUAUCAUCAAGAAGCAGCUAAGGUAAGACUGAAAUCAUUGGAGUUUACUCCGCGAUCGAUACGGCGGAUUGUGGAGCGUAAUGAAAAGACUCCAAACACGGUUGAGAAAAAGGUUAUCGGAAAGCGAACCUUUUCAGAGAUGGCUGGCUGUGAUCAGCAAGAAGAUCCAUCAACAUCCUGUCUUGAAAUUAAGCGACCAAAUAUUGAAACAAGAGGCCGUAGGUUGUUUAGUCCUGCAAACACGAACAGUAAGUUUUCUGGAUUUGCAGCUUUGGAAAUUGCAUCCACUUCUUCGACCUCUCGAAGUUUGAAUACGAUUUUGGAAGAAAGCGACGAUAAAUCACUGCCCAACUGCAAGUCACCUUUGACAAUGCCAGAUUUAAACCUCAGAUCACCCGAAACAUCGAGCUCCAACCACAAACCACCUACAAGUGGCUUAUCGUCCCCAACCAUCAACCUGCCAAAUUUCGUCAUUGACGGCGAUGCUCCCCAUUUAGUUAAUGUCAAUACAAACAUCGGAGCUAAGCGUAAACUAAAAGAGAAUGUGGACUGGCUAACUAAAAUACGGAAACAAAAACUACUACAAGCUGCAAAAUCCGUCGAAACUGUGUCCUCCUCCGCUGCAUUGGAUGAUGUCUCGUUACUGCAAUCACCACGGUUACAGCAGCUGAAGAUUUCAGAUGAGAGUCCAUCUACAUCCAAUGGUCAUCAGCAUCUACCGACUACGCCUCGUCGAAGGGCAUCCCGGUGCGGUUCGAUUGAUGGCAGUGGACAACCGAAAACACCCCGCAGCAGGCAAAAUUCGAUUAGCAUUAGCCAGGGACGUCCAACUACGCCGGAGGCAUCCAUUCUGAGGUUUCUGAUCAGUACGACACCAAACGGUCCUGCAGGAGGUAGUGCAACUGUAACUAGCAGUUCCUGCGCUGCGAAUCACUGAAUCAAUUGAUUAGACAAUUUCCUAACUACAUGGUUAUAUUCGCUUUAAAUUUCGCUACUUAAAAAACCCGAAUUAAUGCUUUUUAAAAAGUGUUCAAUUUAGCUGAUGUUCGCGUU
Molecule: messenger RNA, 2345 nt
Organism: Sabethes cyaneus
Lineage: Eukaryota; Metazoa; Arthropoda; Insecta; Diptera; Culicidae
Gene: l(2)dtl
Product: protein lethal(2)denticleless
Exons: 3
Coding region: 43-2229 (728 amino acids)
Biological process (GO): mitotic G2 DNA damage checkpoint signaling; proteasome-mediated ubiquitin-dependent protein catabolic process
Cellular component (GO): nucleus
Molecular function (GO): protein-macromolecule adaptor activity; protein binding
Source: RefSeq, a predicted model, not a curated record